This is a messenger RNA of Trichosurus vulpecula (common brushtail), 804 nucleotides long. It is a transcript of the gene POLR1H, whose product is annotated as RNA polymerase I subunit H. The transcript has 6 exons. Bases 187 to 558 code for a protein of 123 amino acids. Gene Ontology annotation, biological process: DNA-templated transcription; termination of RNA polymerase I transcription. NCBI's taxonomy places the organism in Eukaryota, Metazoa, Chordata, Mammalia, Diprotodontia, Phalangeridae. Gene Ontology annotation, cellular component: RNA polymerase I complex. Gene Ontology annotation, molecular function: nucleic acid binding; zinc ion binding; DNA-directed RNA polymerase activity. The record is from RefSeq and is a predicted model, not a curated record.
GUUCUGGGCUUUUCACUGUACGGCUGCGGCCGGUCCUGAAGCCCGCGCUGUCCCCAGCCCAGCCCAGCCCGGGCGCGUCUGCUGCAGCUAACGUUAUCCUCACCCUUCUCACGCCCGCUCCGAUCCGGGCUUUGCUGGCGCGUGCUUGCUCCUGGAGCCGGAAUCCUGGGACACCGACUCCUCUUCAUGGACCCCGCUCCAGCCUCCUCCAGCUUCCAUUCGGACUCGGAUUUCUGCCCCGAAUGCGGCUCGAUUUUGCCUCUUCCAGGAAUUUUGGACACAGUAACUUGCCCCAGGUGUGGCUUCUCCAUAGACGUGCGGGAGUUCGAGGGGAAGGUGGUGGAGACCUCGGUCGAGUUCCACAAAUUGGGAGCAGCUUUGAUGGUGUCAGAGGAAGACGGGCCCGAGUUCCAGGGACCAGUGAUUGACAGGCGCUGUUCCAACUGUGGUCAUGAGGGAAUGGCUUAUCACACCCGGCAGAUGCGCUCAGCUGAUGAAGGACAGACUGUCUUCUAUACCUGUACUAACUGCCGGUUCCAAGAGAAAGAAGACUCUUGAUCUCUAGCUACCCUAUUGGACUCGGUCCCUUCUAUUUGCAAGAGUCUUGCUGCAGUGGCUCGUGAUACAGAAGUGACCUGGGUUCUUGAAGGCUGUGAAGUACAACUUCGGUUGUACUUUGGAUAAUCCUCAACUUCAUAGACCAUUACUCACAACCAUACUACGUCACUGAAGAGUACUGCAAUUAAGAGGAUGGGCCUUUGUUUCUUCGGGGGGUCUAUUAAAAGAACUAUGCAAUUUCCCAAA